Molecule: messenger RNA, 1140 nt
Organism: Phytophthora infestans T30-4
Lineage: Eukaryota; Oomycota; Peronosporomycetes; Peronosporales; Peronosporaceae
Exons: 3
Coding region: 1-1140 (379 amino acids)
Biological process (GO): mannan biosynthetic process
Cellular component (GO): Golgi apparatus
Molecular function (GO): alpha-1,2-mannosyltransferase activity
Source: RefSeq, a predicted model, not a curated record
AUGAAGCAUACAUGUGAUAAAGGCCACAAGGAUUCUAUAUAUCAGUGCGUGCACGCCCCAAAUUUCGCCAACUUCCGAGCCCAAGCACAACAAGGAAUCGUCAUGGUAGUGUACCCCAAAAUGGUGGCGAGCGUGUACGCUACCGUUCGAGCAUUACGUGAAGUGCUACAUUGCACGCUGCCCAUUGAAAUUUGGCUACGGCCCGAUGAGAUGAACAAAGUACCCGGAACUCUUGAGCCUCUACCGCACCUGGCGAGGAACAAGUCUGCAGGAAAAAUUACGUUUCAAUCAAUCCGCCACGGCCACGCAUUCAUGUUCAAUACCAAAAUCUAUGCCAUCUACAACAGCAAAUUCGAGCAGAUUCUGUUCUUGGAUGCAGACAACGUUCCAGUCAAGGACCCCAGCUACCUGUUUAAGACACUUGAGUUUGAGAAGACUGGUGCUAUCUUCUGGCCUGACUUCUGGCAUCCUGGACGAACUAUCUUCGCUAUCAACCAAACCUCGCUCGUUUGGCAGCUACUGGACACACCUUUCGUCGACAUGAAUGAACAGGAGAGUGGUCAGCUACUUGUGGAUAGAAAACGGCACGCCACUCCCCUCGCGCUGGUUCUUUUCUUUAGGUUUCACUUACCCAACUACUUCAAUCGACUCAAGCUCGCGUGGGAUGACAAAGAUCUGUUCCGCUUUGCGUGGCUGAAGCUAGGUGCAUCUUUCCACAUGAUUGAAAAACUCCCUGCCGUAGCUGGAGAGGUAUCGGGAGAUGUGUUUUGCGGUUUGACCAUGGCACAGCACGAUCCCAGUGGGGACGUAGUUUUCUUGCAUCGCAACCAACUCAAACUGACGGGAGAUUCCAAGCGAGCAAUCAGCGAAGAUGGAUAUCCAGAUCCUGCGAUAUGGACACACUUGGUUUCCUUCCGCGAGGACUCUCCGCGAUCCGAGUAUAUUAUCCAGAAACACGGUGCCAUGAACAGGUUUACAGGAAUGCAAAGGUGUUUCGGAGGACGUGAGCUGCACAGAAACCCUCACUUUGACACACAGGAAUUUACACACCUCAGCUUCGCCGGUUUAGAAUUGCGUUUACGGCAAUUUGCUAUGAGCGCAGCUAAGCUUCAAGUGAAGAAAGGAAAAUUGUCAACAUAA